GAGACCAGAGAGAAGCUGCCCAGAGCGUGGUCCGAGCCAACCUGCUGCGUCAGCCACGAAGGGCGGAGCAGAAGCUUCCACCAAGUUGCCACAGGUCGUCCCGGCCAGAGGCUCACACAAAGCCUCUGAAGCGACAGCUGCCGCAAUCUAUUCGCAGUCCUUCAAACAGGUAUCUACGGAUGCCGCAGACAAGCGCAGGUUGUACAGGUCGAGUCAGAGUCUACCUGCAAUAAAAGUCAAGCAACGGAGCCAGCCAGACCUGCCUUCGCGCAAGUGGCGUCCGCCGUGCUAG
Molecule: messenger RNA, 292 nt
Organism: Symbiodinium pilosum
Lineage: Eukaryota; Dinophyceae; Suessiales; Symbiodiniaceae
Source: the annotation of a GenBank genome assembly